Molecule: messenger RNA, 945 nt
Organism: Acanthosepion pharaonis
Lineage: Eukaryota; Metazoa; Mollusca; Cephalopoda; Sepiida; Sepiidae
Source: the annotation of a GenBank genome assembly
AUGUCAUCCGUGACUUACUACAAGGUGUGCAACUAUCUGCGCACAUGUCCCGAGGCAGUGGAAAUGGCACAAGGAACAUCACCAGAGACUCUGGAGAAAAGCUUGCUCUCCGUGCUCUGGUACAUGGGCUCGCAGGAAUCUCUUGCUCAGAUCUGCAGUCGCUUCUCAAUCACCGAAGAAUCGUUUCUGAAACGGCGCAGCAAAGUGACAAAAGCCCUGCUAUCAAAAUCAAAGGAAAAUCUUAUCAAGUGGCCAGAGAAAGAGAGUGAUAAACAGUUUGUGGCGUCGCAAUUUGAAACCCUCAGCCGCCUUAAGAAUGUGAUUGGGGCAUUGGACACGACACAUAUUCAAGUGAAAAUGGUUGAGGAGAACAGGGAGAAUUAUUUCAAUAAAAACGGAUACUAUUCUGUCAAGCUCAUAGCAGCUUGUCAAAGAGAUAUGAGUUUCACGUUCUGUUCAGCCGGCCAUGCAGGGCGUCUCCACGAUGUUCAGACACUUAUCAACAGCGGUUUGCGUGAACAUGGCACUGUACUGUGCAAUUCGUAUCAUUUGGUGGCUGAUGCAGCCUUCCCUCUGUAUGACUGGCUCAUCACACCUUACACCGAGGAAAACCUAAGUGAAUCGCAGCAGCACUACAACAAGUGCCUGCUUACAGUACAGAAAGUCAUCACAAGAGCAUUUGGUCUCUUGCAUGGACGCUUUCAUAGGCUUAAGGUUAUCGAGACUACAGAUAUCACAACAAUAGUGGAGAUUAUACUAUUAGCGUGUGUGCUACACAAUUUCUGUAUUGGCUGUGAUGAUAUUGGGGAAGAGUAUAUGGUUUAUGAAGUUGAGGAUGAGGGCGAUAAUGCCCUACCAGAGAACAAUAUCCUUGAGACACCCAACUCUGGCAAAAUUAAAAGAGACACGAUCUGCCGAAACCUAUCCGUAGGAAGACAUCGGUAG